This is a messenger RNA of Staurois parvus, 665 nucleotides long. Lineage: Eukaryota; Metazoa; Chordata; Amphibia; Anura; Ranidae. The record is from the annotation of a GenBank genome assembly.
UAGACAUCCAGGUCCAGCAAGAAGUGGAACUCCAGACCAAGUCCUGGUCUUCACAUUCUGCUCAAGAUCAUGAGAAAGAAAUGGGAGGAGUAAAAGCAACUACAUCAUCUUUCAAAAUCCAGUCUCUUGUGACUGCAGAAGUUGAAUAUCAUGAGCCAGUCACCUCAAAAACUAAGGAAAAAAAAGGGAGCCCUCAAAAGAAACAUCGGACUCAGAUUGAGAAAAGGAAGCUUCGGGAGAAGAGGAGACCUACUGGAGUAGUAAAUAUGUUUCCAUCUGAGGAUCCUGAUGAGAAUGAAGAUGUUAUAGAGAACGAGGAACAUAGAGAGCAAGAAGUGGUCACCCAGAGUCAGGAUUUGAGGAUAUCUGAAGGAACUUGUACAGACAGGAUAGAUGUUCAUCCACUUGGUCCUGCUCCAGACAGUAGAGCUAACAACCUGAAAGAAAAACAGUCAUGGAUGGAGGAACUGCAGAAGGCAGUUAGAGGACAGAGACAAGAUAAUCUUAUAUUGACCUCCCAGCUGAAUGACAAGGAUGGAUCGCUGCUGCAGCUGCAAAUAGAAAUGAAAACAUUGACUCAGAAAAUGAAGAGAGCUGAGGAUGAAAAAAUGAAACUGAAAGAAGAAAACCAAAUGCUUAAGAUGAUGGACCAACUGAACAGUUAA